Molecule: messenger RNA, 3359 nt
Organism: Lagopus muta (rock ptarmigan)
Lineage: Eukaryota; Metazoa; Chordata; Aves; Galliformes; Phasianidae
Gene: RRAGC
Product: Ras related GTP binding C
Exons: 7
Coding region: 17-1246 (409 amino acids)
Biological process (GO): positive regulation of TOR signaling; cellular response to starvation; cellular response to amino acid stimulus
Cellular component (GO): nucleus; lysosome; Gtr1-Gtr2 GTPase complex
Molecular function (GO): GTP binding; GTPase activity
Source: RefSeq, a predicted model, not a curated record
GCCGGGCCGGGCCGACAUGGCGCUGCAGUUCGGCGGUGCGGGCGCGGCGGGCGCGGCGGAGGAGCCGGCGCUGGUGGGGGGCAGCUUCGGGGCGGCCGACUCGUUCCCUAAAGACUUCGGCUACGGGGAGGAGGAGGAAGAGGCUGAGCUGGAAGGCGGCCCUGGGUCCGGAGGGCCAGGAGGCGGUGCGGGAGGGCCCGGGGGCGGCGCGGGCGGGGCGGACUCGAAGCCGCGGAUCCUUCUGAUGGGGCUGCGGCGCAGCGGAAAGUCCUCCAUCCAGAAGGUGGUGUUUCACAAAAUGUCUCCAAAUGAGACUCUGUUCUUGGAAAGCACCAACAAGAUCUACAAGGAUGAUAUUUCCAACAGUUCAUUUGUGAAUUUCCAAAUAUGGGAUUUUCCAGGGCAGAUGGACUUUUUUGAUCCCACUUUUGAUUACGAGAUGAUCUUCAGAGGAACAGGUGCUCUUAUAUAUGUUAUUGACGCUCAGGAUGACUAUAUGGAAGCUUUAACAAGACUCCACAUCACAGUUUCAAAGGCCUACAAGGUCAACCCAGAAAUGAACUUUGAAGUUUUUAUUCAUAAAGUGGAUGGUUUAUCAGAUGACCAUAAAAUAGAAACUCAGAGGGAUAUUCAUCAGAGAGCUAAUGAUGACCUCACAGACGCUGGGCUUGAAAAACUUCACCUUAGCUUUUAUUUGACCAGCAUCUACGACCACUCAAUAUUUGAAGCCUUCAGUAAAGUGGUACAGAAGCUCAUUCCACAACUGCCAACACUGGAAAAUCUACUAAAUAUCUUUAUAUCAAAUUCAGGCAUUGAAAAAGCUUUUCUCUUCGAUGUAGUCAGCAAAAUCUACAUUGCAACAGACAGUUCCCCUGUGGACAUGCAGUCGUAUGAGUUGUGCUGUGACAUGAUCGAUGUGGUGAUAGAUGUUUCCUGUAUAUAUGGGUUAAAAGAAGAUGGCACUGGAAGUGCUUAUGAUAAAGAGUCAAUGGCAAUUAUCAAGCUCAAUAACACAACAGUCCUGUACUUAAAGGAAGUAACAAAGUUUUUGGCCUUAGUUUGCAUUCUUAGAGAAGAAAGUUUUGAGCGCAAAGGUCUGAUAGACUACAAUUUCCACUGCUUCCGCAAAGCCAUUCACGAGGUCUUUGAGGUAGGUGUUGCCUCCCACAGAAUCUGCAACCAUCAAGCCAGCGCCUCCAGUCUGAAGGCAGUGACGCACAACGGCACACCCAGGAAUGCAGUCUAGAGGAAAACUAAAGACAUUGGACAGACUUGUCAGCUCUUCAAUCCAAAGCUUUGUGGAACAAGAGAAAAAUAGUCUGAAAGCCUGCAGUGCGUUUCACAAGGAGAAGAGCAGCCUUAAGUGUGGCACCGCAGCUUGUAACUCAUGUCGGACAGCUGAAACUACUGUAAAAAUACUUUGAGGCCAGUGGUGUUAGAAAUGUCAGUUUGAAACCACCUCUAUCACAAGUGCAGUGGUAUUUCAGUUUGGAGUCCUGUUCUAGCAGUCUGUUUAUGACUGAUUGCCCCGGUCAAAACUUCAGAAUGGUUGAGUUGAUUUUAAUGUGAAACACCAAAUUGUCACUUGCUCAACCUUUUUUUUUGUUUGAGUCGUUCAGUAAGAUAUCCAGUUUGGCUUAAGUUUAACCUUUUGUCAUGCAGAACGUUGUCAGUGUUAAUAGUGAGGCUUGUGAAACCCAUGCUUUUAGUUGUGGCUCACAAGUCAUUCCAUGAAGCUUUCACUCUCCAUGGUUUGCUCAGAGUAUCAUUAGAAAUCUGUACCUGUGCAGUGGAUGCAAGGCAGAGCUGUGUUCUCACUUGGAGAACUGAGCUGCAGUUUCAUUUGAAGAGGUGGUGAUACUUUGCCUUGGACAACCUCUCAGCGAGCCCCCUUUGAUGGAAGGGCAGUGCUAAAACCAGAAAUAAAUCCACCUGUUCUCUUUUGCAAAACCAUGGGUGUCAUAAACCUGAUUAAUCCUAUUCAAACAAAUGCGAACGAAACUGAAAUGUCUGCCAUCUGCUGGAGCAAAGCAACAAGGCUCAGCCCUUUCCCAGUGAAGAAGUGACUGCAUUCCUGGCUUCUGAUGGUGGGAUCUCUCUUUAUUUUCUGACUGAUAAUCACAACACGUUUUAGGAAAAUAUCUGGAGGUGUUCUCCUUGCAUAGCGACUGAAUAUCAGGGUGCCACAACCUACUGAUAAUAGCUGACACUCAAGGGGUUGAUGCUGCGCUGUGGCAAACAGCUUCUUGUUUGUCGCCGUGCAACCUGAAUGGAAUUGCAUAUUUUCUGUUUUUAUGAAUGCUGGCCGUUAUAUUAUGGGAUGCGUAUCAGAGCAGUCUUCAUCUAAUUUAUUGGUAAUAUUGCUGCAGAUGUCAUGUUGUACAUCAGCCUUGUUAUGCAGUAAGCUUGGCUAUUGGCCUACAAAGAUCUCGCCACUUUCUGCCUAUCCCUGUGUGUGUAUAGGUGUUCCAAAGCCACUGGACCAACUGACUACAAGUGCCACUAUGAAGAUUUCCACAAGAAGGUCUGUAACUGUAAGCGAUCUCUGUGACUGUUUGUAUUUAUGUGGUCAGACAUAACCACAAAAUUGCUUCUGUGCUUAUAGAAUGGAUUUUCAUUGAACUAUGUACAGUUGAAUAUACAUACAUUUACAUUAGGGUGUAUGCACAUACCAUGUAAAUGUUUUUUCCUUUCUUUUAAAGCUGUUAUGUGAUACUCAGUACCUAAAGGAUUUGCUCCAAAUUUACUCAAGUCUGUGUGAGACUUGGCAAUUCACAUGCUCUAGUCCAGGUCUCUGGGUGCAGUUGUUCUGAACCUGGGCCCCUUUUUGGUAAUGGAACUGCAGGGUUUUAUAAAGGUGUGCCACAGGCUUGCAAGUGUGGUUUUUGUGGCUUGCAAAGUCCGUGGCAGCGUUCAGGUACUCGAGGUGAGAGAAAUAAGAGGCAGGAUGACAGGAGGUCACGAGUCAUUCCCAUUUUUGUAGUUUUUCCAUGUUCUGGGUACAUGCGUUCCUCUCUUUGUCUUCACUGUACACGAGUCUGUGCUAAUAAAAUGAGAAAAGGUCAAACCAUGGCACUGUUUUUUCUGUUGGAGGAUGAGAUGCCCAACAAGCCCAGUCCAAUGGGGCCACAUUAACAAGCAAAUAAAACGGCCAUAUUAUUUUCUUCUUUUAAACAAUCUUUAAUAAUUCUCUCCAACCUUUGCUUUCCUUUCAACUCCAAGCCAACGUGAUACUCAGCAUUCAGAAGAUGGCUCUAGAUGUGAAAGGCACAUCUGUGAUAAAGAGCCUCGCUCUCAUCAUUUUGGUUAAUGCUGAGCCUUGGGCUGCAUUACGAAGCUCUGCCUUCUGCUGCGUGUCA